Pipra filicauda (Wire-tailed manakin) is the source of this 2751-nucleotide messenger RNA. RefSeq names its product butyrophilin subfamily 1 member A1-like. NCBI's taxonomy places the organism in Eukaryota, Metazoa, Chordata, Aves, Passeriformes, Pipridae. Gene Ontology annotation, molecular function: protein binding. The transcript is spliced from 7 exons. The record is from RefSeq and is a predicted model, not a curated record. Bases 123 to 1787 code for a protein of 554 amino acids.
AUGAACCCCUUGCAAAGUGAAUUCAUCCUGGUUGGUUGGUUGGUUUUAAGUUCCCUUGUUUGUCUUCCCUUUUGCCCUUUUCCUCUCCUUCCCCAUCUCCAGGUUGUGCUCCAGAGAGGAGGAUGCUCUGUGGUUCCCCCAUCCACUGCUCUCUGCUGGCUUUUGUCAUUUCCACUUUAGUUUUCCAAGUUCCUCAGGGGCACUCAGCUCCACUCACCGUCACUGCACCCCCCGGCCCCAUCACCGUGGCCAAGGGCGAGGACGUGGUGCUGCCCUGCAGCUUCUCCCCGGGGCAGAAUGCACAGGACACGGAGGUGACCUGGUUUCGGGAGCAGUUCUUGCCCUUUGUGCAUCGCUACAAGUGGGGCCAGGACCAGUUUGGGGAGCAGAUGGUUCAGUACCAAGGGCGCACUGAGCUGGGGAAGGACGGCCUUGCCAAGGGCAGCGCGGACUUGAGGAUCUUCCACGUCCAACUCUCUGACACAGGGAAUUACACCUGCUUUGUUCAACGUGGCUCAGAUUACAACGACGCUCUGGUGGAGCUCAAGGUGACAGCCAGCGGCUCUGCCCCGCUCAUCGCGCUGGAGCGCUACGAGCACGGGGGGAUCCGGGUGGCCUGUCGCUCUGCCGGCUGGUACCCACGGCCCCGGGUGCUGUGGCACGAUCCCCACGGGCGCCGUCUCCCGUCCCUCUCGGAAAACGCUACCCAGGACAAGAACGGGCUCUUUGCAGCUGAGAGCAGCAUCAUCCUCACCAGGGCUGGGAACCAGGAACUCUCCUGCUCGGUGCAGCACCUCCCGCACACACCAGGGCAGGGACCGGCCCUUUACGUCUCAGAUCCCUUUUUCCAAGAUGCCCAUCCUUGGAGGAUUGCCCUGGGUGUGGCCCUGGUUGCUGUGGUUGCUCUCCUUAUUAUCACUGUUUAUCUACUUAAAAUUAAAGGUACCAUCCUGGGUUUGGGGGGUGGGAGUGCCCUGGUGCCCUUGGAGAUGAGGGACCUGCCAGAGAUCCUUUCCUGCCCCCAGGUUGAGCAGGACAAGCUGCCCCAUGGGCGGGGGAGCAGAGCUGCAGGCUGGGGGUGGGACAGGGCUUUGCACUGCUCAGCCUUGGCACAAACCCGCCCUCCAGCCCGUGCAGGCGGUCCCAGGAGAGGGCAGACAGGGGAUGGCCAAAUCAAUGGCCCACAACCCAUUUGUGCUGCUUUCUCUUCCUUUUCAGAGAAACAAGCCCAGGAACUCGCCUGGAGAAGACAUGCAGUGCCUAUAGAAGCAGGGAACGUGGUUCUGGAUCCAGACACAGCCCACUGUGAGCUUGUCCUGUCUGACAAUGGCAAAAGUGUGACACGAGUUGACACACGACAGGACAUCCCCGACACCCCUGAGAGAUUUAACGUGUGGCGCUGCGUUCUGGGCUGUGAGGGCUUCACCUCGGGGAGACACUACUGGGAGGUGGAGGUGGAGAAUGAAGGAAGAUGGAUUGUGGGGAUUUUUAGAGAUGGUGCAGAAAGAAAGGGUGAUAUUAAGUUUAAACCAGAGGAAGGCAUCUGGGCAGUAGGGAAACGACCAGAACUGAAAGCUUUCACCUCCCCUAGUCCCACUGAAUUUCCUGAAAUGAAGCCUCCCAGGCGGAUCCGGGUCUCUCUGGAUUAUGAAGGGAGACGGGUGGCAUUUUUCAGUGUUGAUGAGGGGAUUCCCAUUUUCAUGUUUCCACGGGCAUCAUUUGGAGGGAAAAAAGUUUACCCUUUGGUCUGUCUGGGUUCUGGGACACAUCUGACAAUGUGGCCCUGAUGAAGAGGAGGCAGUAAGAGAAGGGUCUCCAAGGGUGGAGAUCUCGUUACCUCUCUGCACCUCUCUUCCAUGCUGCAUCACUCCAAGAUCUUUCUCUGAGGCCAGACAUGCUGUUCUGCUCCCAGUGCAGAUCAGUGGGAGAGGCCAUGGCCAAGACCUUGUGUUAUGAGAUCACCCCACAUCAUUUCCAGGUGUGGGAAAAAGGGACUUUCUCUCCUGCUUCUGAGGGUGUUCCUUACACAUGGAGGGUGGAACCAUUGUUUCCUUGUCUCAGGCUCAGGGAGCAUUUGGCAUCUAAAUCACACUCCUUUUGUACACUUCUCUCAUUCCUAUGGUUGCUGUUCCUGUUGGUUUUAUGAUCUCAUUGCUGUUUCCAGGGAAUUGUUCUUCUCUCCACCCAUGAUCUUUGCCUUUUGUGCUCUCAACCAGAGGUGGGGGCAGGGGGAGUGAGCAGCAUCUGCUUUGGGAGGGUCUGGGUGGGAGCACUUGAUUGGGGAGCACCAUUCCUAAAACACCACACAUGCUUUCACAGCAGAUCCUCCAUUCCAUGGAGAUCCAGCAGGCCUGGACCUUCCCAAGGGAAGGCUUCACCCCAAGAGAACUGGUAAGGAGGGAGACUUCAGUGCAGGUGGUGGGUUUGUGGCCUAAACUCAGCUCUUGAAAGAAACCUCCAAGACCAAAGUUGUGAGUUUGAGAAGCCAGGCAUUCUUUUAUUAGGGUGCACUGAAGUGACUCCAGCACGCCGGGUGCCCUGGGAAUCAGUUCCCAAAGUGCACCCAGAGGGAUCCUCACCACAGCUCUGUGAUAGUUUUCACACCGGGCCUUCCUGGAGACCAGCUUGUAACCAGGAAGGAACUAGGAAGGUGACCCAGGAAGUAUUCCAUGCUCUUCCUUCAUGUCACCUGGGGUAUCAAUAAGGCAGAGAUAAGAGGGUUCGCUCUCUUCCUUUGUGGCGAGGUUCGAG